Parasteatoda tepidariorum (common house spider) is the source of this 579-nucleotide messenger RNA. Its product is annotated as peptide 1. Lineage: Eukaryota; Metazoa; Arthropoda; Arachnida; Araneae; Theridiidae. The record is from RefSeq and is a predicted model, not a curated record.
AUUAGUGAUUUCCUUUGAACUUAUGUGAUUAUAAAAGCCCACUUUACGCUUCAUAAAAUGUCAUCUUGUUUUCAUACCAUCAAACAAAAAAAAUAGACCAGUAGUAUCCAUCAACAUGAAAAUAGUUAUUUGUCUUCUCCUAUCCUUGGCUCUUAUUGUGCCAUCGCAUGCUAUUUCAUGCAGAACAGAGCCAGAAAGAUGCGGAGAAGGAGAAUGCUGCGUUGAAUUUGGAAUCUUCGGAAUGUGCAGGCCACUUUUGAAAGAGGGUGAAAAGUGUGAACUGAAACAGCUGGUAUCUUCAUUUAACAAACACGUUUAUUUAUUGAAAUGCCCAUGCGCAGAAGGUCUGACUUGCGAAGAAGAUGACAGUGGAUCUGCAAAAUGUAGAAGUUAAAGUUCAAUCGUUGACUCUACUCGGACAGUGCGUUGCAAAGUGAAGAAAUGAAGAUAGUAUAAAAAUGAAUAAACUGAAUGUAGCACCUGCACCAAUGUACUGUAACUGAAAAUGUUCCAUUACUUCACACUUUUAUACUAUGUAUGAAAUGCUCAUAAAAAUAUUAAAAGAAAUUUUCUCUGAAA